Messenger RNA from Paramecium tetraurelia, 1371 nucleotides. RefSeq lists its product as uncharacterized. Lineage: Eukaryota; Ciliophora; Oligohymenophorea; Peniculida; Parameciidae. The transcript is spliced from 2 exons. The record is from RefSeq and is a predicted model, not a curated record.
AUGAAUUUUAUUUAUGGAUCAACAAGUUCAUACAUUGAAAUUUAUUCGAAGAACCUGGAGUAUAAAAUAAGAUAAGGGAUGAAUUCAAUAGAAAAUAUAAAUACAUUUUUUGAGUUGAUUUAAAGAACAAAUAUGACUUUUUCUCAGAAUUCUGAAAAAUGCUUAUAGGAUUAUUAUUUUAAAAACAGCAUCAUUAAUUAUUGUCAAUACUGCUAUGGGAAUUUUGAUUGCUCCAAGAAUAUUCAAAUGCAAAAUUAAUAUGGAAAAGAUUUUAGAAAGCUUUCUAACAUACUGACAACUACCAUAGCUUUUCAAAACGAACUUAAUAUCUACUUUACUUCGAUAUCUAGCGAUUGUUAUUUUUCAACUUGUCCAGGAUCAAAUUUCACUAACUUUGUUCCUUCCUCUAGAAAAUGGUUUCAAAAUCAUUUGGAUUAAAUAAAUUCUUCUCAAUUCGUUAUUUCUGAACCAUACGUAAAUUUUUUAGGUGGUGUUUACAUCUCUGGAACUACCAGUAUCUAUGAUUAGAAUAAAAGUGUUAUAGGUAUCGGAGCUAUUGAUCUUAAUUUUUCUUAAUUUUAUUAAUUUAACUAUGAAGAUAUAGAUCUAUUAGUGAUCGAUAAUCAAGGGAGAAUAUUGAUAAGUAGUUAUUAUUAUAAAACAUAAACAAAGGAUGUUUUAUCUCUUCAGAAUGAGUCUAUUUUUGGAUUCAAUCAAACAGAUGUGAACCAGAUAAUAUCACAGAAUUAAACUCAAGAAAAUUGUCUGCUCAACAUACCUAAUACUAUUUGUAUCAUUAAUAAAAACACUAAUGAAUUAUGGUAUAUAAGAUCGAAGAAUAUUACGGAUGAAUACAUUAUUCUUUUGAAGUUUAAUUCUUAAGCUUACUCUAAUUAUAUAAGCUUACUCAAGAAUAUGAUUGAAGAAAUGUUUUAAUCAUUGAUUGGCCAUUUAAUCAUUGGAAUAGUAUUCACUACCUUUAUUAGUUUAUGUAUCCAUUUAAUAUCAUUUCUGCUGCUUUAAAAACCUAUAGAUAGAUUAAUAAAUAGUUUUAAUAAAUAUUUACUUUGGGGAAAAUAAAUCAAUUUUAAUUUAUUUUGUGAUGGUAGUCAAGAUUAAUUGGAUAGGUUAUCUGAUGCCUUUCUCAGAUUGAUAAACCAGUCUAAAAGCAAUUAGAGGAAUAAAUAGAAUACUAUAAAAUAGUAUCUAUAAGAGUCUCAAUACCCAAUUAACUAUUAUGUGAAUUCAAAAAUUAUGAAUACAAAGAAUAGAACUUCGUUAGAAAGUUUCGAAAACCAAAUAUAAAAAUAAAAAUUAGUAUAACAAUUUUUUGAUCUCUAUAGGCAAUAAAUCUGUAAAAUAGAGAAUUGA